Molecule: messenger RNA, 2514 nt
Organism: Fusarium redolens
Lineage: Eukaryota; Fungi; Ascomycota; Sordariomycetes; Hypocreales; Nectriaceae
Exons: 6
Coding region: 1-2514 (837 amino acids)
Source: RefSeq, a predicted model, not a curated record
AUGCCUCCCAAGCGCAUCCAAGUUGAGCCUCGUGGUCGUCGUGCCCCCAAGGGCUUCAUCGGCUCCACCUAUGACGCUCUUACUUCUCCCGACAACGCCGCUGUCGUCCGCAGCAUUGCCAUCUUUGGUCUCUUGGGGCGAGAUCCUUCUGCCUCCACUGUCAGAAUUAUUUCUGAAGACUUCCGAGAUGCGAUGCGAUGCGAUGCAUUGCCUCACUCGUCUUCCAAAACCGCCAACAUGAGCACGCCCUCGUCUUCUCGCAAGAAUUCACCACGCAAGUUCGUCUCCGAAAGCUCAGAUACUCACAGUUUGACGAGCAGCAAGUUCGCCCAGCUUCUGUCCAAGUUUGAAGUCAUUGAAGCAGUCUCUUUCGUUGGCAGCCCUCCUCUUACUUCAUCAAAGACAAAGCCUGUCUCUGCCAUCAAGGUAACAUCUACAAUUGAGCAAACUUCAUCAAGCGCCUCGAAGCCAUCAUCUCAUGCAUCAACGAGAAUACGAGAAAGAGGCUCAACGGGUUCCAGCCAUGUCUCAUCCGGUCGUUUCGUUCCUUCAAGCCAGGAACCCCCGCGUGCACGUCGAGUAAAAACCUUUGGUGCCCAGUCGCCUGUGAUCUCGACUAGAAAUGUGGAUUCAAGGGCAAGGCACAAGUCUGUGGCAGAGAGAAGAAUAAUGUUUGAGGCUGCAGACCAACAGGCGCAAAUUGAAGCCUCUAGUCCCACCCGUACUUCUAUUCCUCGUUCGCCGUCGAAGCUGGCUCAUUCCAAAAGUUGGCAAUCGAUCAAGACAAGACGGUCAGCCGCAGAACCACGACCAGAGGAUGCUCCCACAACACCGAACCCAAACCAUGCUGCAAAGACCUUCUCCCUCACUUCUCAUACUGUCCCUUCGCCUCGAACACUUUUGGCUUCUGAUGAUCCUUUUGGCUCAUGGCGAUCUCCUCUGAAUCGACCAGAUGACUCAUGGACUUCUUUCAAGCGUAGCAGCCUCGUCAUGAGUGCGCCUGAUGCGAGUCCAAGCUACAUCAAGUCUCAGUACACCGAAUUGACACCAAAAUCUGUGCAGGCGGUAUCCACGAGUCGAAUCAAGCUUGAUGAUGUUCGUGAUGAUACUUUUGUUGAAAAGAACAACGUCACCAUCGAAGAGACCCGACAUAAUGGUUGGGUGCGAAAUGCUCGCAAGAUAGCGUCUUCAUUGUCAAAUACAGCCUCUGCAGGAAGCUCAAGCCUUCAAAGAAAAUCCCGUGGAUCCCAUGAUGCUCCUAGCCAAGCUCCGAGCAAUACCAGCGGUCUCAUCUCUUUCAGAUUUGCGAGAGAAAGUACCCCAAGUCGCUCAAGCCUACCACGCUCUAGAAUUUCCAAUCUCAGAAGACAGUUUGAUCAGUUGAGGGAUCAGCCAGUGGCCUCUGUUGCUCCUCUUGAAACCAAACAGCGCGAGUCAAUCCUUACCAAGAACGAGGCGCCCAACUCGCCAUCGAGGCGUCCUCUUCUGCUGUACUCCGAUUCUUCGGAGUCCGAAAUAUUUAAUGUACCGAAAUCCAGGUCGAAAAGUUAUGCUCCUUGUUGGAGUCGGGCGGCGGUGGAAAGUCCACAAACUCCUGUCGGUCGGCGUAACACGGAGAAGUUCAUUUCACCUUUGAAGCAAAAGAUCGACCUGUUUGAGUCCCUCGAUCGCCAUGCUCCUUCGCUCAAUUCUCCCCGUUCAAUUGAUGCUGGUAAGCAGUCGAUUUCGAAAAUCAAUAAGCGAAAGAAUUCUGUUGUUGGUCCUUUGAGAACCUUCAAGGGUACUCUGCGACGAAUAUCUACAUCCUGUCGAAGGAUACCCUCAGAAUGGAGUACAACAAGCUCGAGAGAUAUCGGUGCCUCCCAAUUUAGGGGCUCCGACGACGAUACUGUGGUGCAGGAUGAUCAGGCUGUUGGAUUCGCAGCCGAUGAGCCGCUGUCGCCUCAUUCAAUCGAUGCGAUUCCCGGCCAGCCCGUUCUCGGCCAAACUUUCCUCACUAAUGAAAUCAUCUCGCCUCUUUUACUGGAAAAAACAUCAUCUCUCCCUCAAAGUUCCAUCACCCAAGCAGGCUUCAACACGGAUGGCGAGGCUGGACUUAGUGUAGCGCCGCCUCCUUUGUUUGCAGAACCUCAAAGGCGGUUCUCUCACACCAAGCAUGCCCUCUCCCGAGCGGCAAACCGGUUUUCUCUACCCGACAUCGAAAAAGAACUUGAACUCAUCGAGCUUCUUGAGGAUAGUCAUCAGCCUGUACCCGCACACAAUCCAUUUGUCUCCAAGGUGGUCUGCGAGUUGGAGCAACCUCGACCAGUGCGCGCGAACGAGCUGAAGCGACUUGUUAGUUUGUGCAAAGAAAAGUGUCAAUCCCUCACAUCACAUUCUGGCUGUCCUACCUGGCAACUGACAGCAUACGACUCUGAACCUAACAUUGGACAUCACAGUAGACAAGGCAAAAUUGGCAACCUGAAUGUAUUCACCGCUAUCGUGCGCCUGAGCGCUUGUCCAUCUUUCAACUGA